AUGAACGAUAUCAGGGAGAAAACUCCUGACAAGCCAAUCUUUUAUUUGGAUGAAACUUGGCUUAACCAAAAUCAUACACGCUCAUAUAUAUGGCAAGAUAGUCAUAUUGAUGGAGGUUUAAAAAUACCAACAGGAAAAGAAGCCAGACUUAUCCUUGUUCAUAUCGGUUUGGCUAAAACAGGGUUUAUUCCUCAAUGUAAACUAUUAUACAAGAAUACUAAGAGUACAUCUUCCGACUACCACUCAGAAAUUAAUAGCGAUAUUUUUAGAGAUUGGUUUUUGAAAAUGCUUAAUAUGCUAAAAGAACCAAGCGUUAUAGUGAUGGACAACGCCAGUUACCAUUCUAUCGAACUAAAUAAAGCGCUAACGACCAACUCAAAAAAAGAAAUUGUUCAAAAUCGGUCGAAUGAGAAAAAAAUCCCGUUUUUACCACUGGAAACUAAGGUGGAGCUACUCGAAAAAGUUAAAAUGAAUAAAAAAAAAGAAUGUGUUUAUGAAUUAGACGAAGAGGCUUACAAAAUUGGUCAUGAAGUGGUACGUCUUCCUCCAUAUCACUGCCAGUACAACCCGAUUGAAUUUAUAUGGGUACAAGUAAAAAGUGAGGUAGCCACUAAAAACACAACUUUUAAAAUAGCAGAUGUUGAAAAAUUAACACACGAAGCUAUUGAAAAUGUUACUGUGGAUAACUGGAAGAAAUGUGUUGAGCAUGCAGAGAGAGUGCAAAAAGAAGAUGCUGAAAAGGAAUUGGUGAGAGAAAUUCGUCUGGAACCAGUGAUUUUGACGAUCAACCCUGAAGACGAUGAUUCCUCAUUUUGA
This is a messenger RNA of Acyrthosiphon pisum (pea aphid), 816 nucleotides long. RefSeq lists its product as uncharacterized. NCBI's taxonomy places the organism in Eukaryota, Metazoa, Arthropoda, Insecta, Hemiptera, Aphididae. The record is from RefSeq and is a predicted model, not a curated record. The coding region runs from base 1 to 816 and encodes 271 amino acids. The transcript has a single exon. Gene Ontology annotation, molecular function: nucleic acid binding.